GCCCCACCAUCCACUCCGCUAACCCCGAUGGCCGUCUUCUUCUCUACAUCGUCUCCCGGAUCAUCAAACCCAGGAAGCACGGCCACACCAUCAUGUCCGGUGAAGAUCUCAAGCUCAUCCAUGCGAUCAUGCACUCGGCCCCAAUCAAUUGGGCAAAGUUUGUCAUGAUCAACAUGACGAUUGCCGCGUCCACCGACCACGACCACCUCCUCCCGUACCCGUUCGUGGUGAUGGACAUCCUUGAACGGUUCAAGGUGACCACCACCGUUGGCCCACUCACAAAGGCCACGAAGAUUUGGGCGGUCAGCACCCAAACCUUCAAGAAGCGGUCGGACAACGCCGGACCUGCCACUGCCGUGCAACGGCGCCGUUCUGCUGCUGGCCCAGCCGAAGCCCAGGCCCGGGCCAACCUUGCCUCCAUCGCCGACUCCCUCAACCGGCUUCACUUCAAAGUUGACGGGAUGGAUGGCUACCUUGAGCGGCUCGACGAGGCUGUUCAACGCCAAGCCCAGGCCCGGGCCAACCUUGCAAGUGUACGGUGACGAGGACGAAGAGGAUGGCUCCUACGCCCUGUCAAGCUCCCCGG
Molecule: messenger RNA, 586 nt
Organism: Cuscuta campestris
Lineage: Eukaryota; Viridiplantae; Streptophyta; Magnoliopsida; Solanales; Convolvulaceae
Source: the annotation of a GenBank genome assembly